GUCUCGAGUUCCUCGCGCUGUAGCGCCCCCUGCAGGAACACGGCAGAGCUCCGACCGUCUGUCUGUCAGGAGACAGUUAUCUAUCAGUCGGCAGGAGCUGAUCGAAGCAGGCGCUGUGAACCGCUGCACUUCAUCAAUGAUGGCCUCCAAACAGACACCGCUAAUCAUUUGCUUUUGGAUAACCUUUUCAUUCUGUUUGACUGAAAAAGUCAGAGAAAAGACCGCCCGGCGAAGAGACACGGAGUUAACUGACAAGCACCAGAUGUGCGUGCAGGGUGUACCUGGAGUGCAGGGCAGGGAUGGGAACCCAGGAAUAAAUGGCAUCCCAGGCACCCCAGGAAUCCCUGGGAGAGACGGACUGAAGGGCGAGAAGGGACAGUGUGUGACCGAGAGGUUUGAGGAUCCCUGGAAACCCAACUUCAAACAGUGCGCCUGGAACUCUUUAAACUACGGCAUUGAUCUGGGCAAAAUAGCCGAGUGCACGUUCACCAAGCAGCAUUCGGACAGUGCUCUGCGUGUGCUCUUCAGCGGUUCUCUCAGGCUCAAGUGUAAGACGGCUUGCUGUCAGCGCUGGUACUUCACCUUUAAUGGGGCAGAAUGUACCGGACCGCUACCCAUAGAGUCCAUCAUUUACCUGGACCAGGGCAGCCCCGAACUCAACUCCACCAUUAACAUACACAGGACCUCCACAGUGGAGGGGCUCUGUGACGGGAUCCAGGCCGGGCUGGUGGAUGUUGGGAUCUGGGUGGGCACAUGUGCUGAUUAUCCUCGUGGAGACGCUUCGACUGGAUGGAACUCUGUAUCCCGGGUCAUCAUCGAAGAACUUCCAAAAUAAGCAUUUCAUCUUCAUAACUCAUCACUGUCACCAUGCCAAGAGAAGACUUUGUGUCCCUGUCACAGAAAGGACCUUGCUCAUAGAAACAGGACAAAUUAAGUUGUUUUGAGUCUGUGCAGCUCUCAUGUUUUAUAAGAUUAUUAUCCUCCGGCACAGUUUUGUGACAGUUAAGAUGGAUUCUGUUUGCUCAAUUUAGAUAGUACAGACAAUUACAAAAUAGAAGUACCAUGAUAGUACUGUGGUUCUGUGGACACUACCAUAAUGAAAGUACCUUGUACAAUGUAAAUAUCAUGGUAAAUAUGGCGUUACUAUAUGAGGUCAUCACUGUACUAUGCUACUGCCAUUUUAAAGAGAGUCUGAAAUGAUCCUUGCUUUGCUGAUAUUUAUUUAGUGGCUCUUCCUUUUGUGCCUGGAUGACUAGAACUUACUUUUGUAUCCGUUUUGUUUUUAUUACAUAAAUCUAUGAAGAAAAGUCAGGUCAUGUUUCACCUCAAAAUUAAAAAUGUAAUGUGAA
Carassius carassius (crucian carp) is the source of this 1349-nucleotide messenger RNA. RefSeq names its product collagen triple helix repeat containing 1a (gene cthrc1a). The transcript has 4 exons. Bases 137 to 835 code for a protein of 232 amino acids. Lineage: Eukaryota; Metazoa; Chordata; Actinopteri; Cypriniformes; Cyprinidae. The record is from RefSeq and is a predicted model, not a curated record.